AUGGCCUCUCUCGAGAAUGGCCACGCCAAUGGCCUGAACGGCGAGACCGCCACAACCACCACCACCCUCCGCUUCUCCGACAUCCCCGACGCCAUCGACAUCCCGGCCUCCAGUUUCGACAGCGAAGUCGAAGUCAGUCUCCUCGAUCUCCCAGAAGACCCGACCGAACUAUGCACACUGCUCGAGAACGAGCGCGCCGCAAAGAACUUCUGGGUCAUCAUUGCUCUGGCCUACGCCAAGCGAAAACAACUCGACCAUGCGCUUGAUAUCCUGCAAAAGGGUCUCUCUUCCGUCGCCCAUGGCGCGACAAAGGAGAAACUCGGACUUUUGGGCUGGAUUUGCUGGCUGCUCAUGCUGAAGAGUCGACAGGCACCGCGUGUCGCGCCGGAGGGAGAGCUGUACACUGAAGCCAAGACCAAGGACUAUUAUCUGCAGCAGGCCACGUCGAUUCUGAAUGAGGCUUCUCGCUUGAACCCGGCGUACCCGCCUCUGUUCCUGGCCCGUGGUGUUUUGUGUCUUCUCCGCGCGUCGUUGCAUCCGCCUCGCGCGGUACGCCCCGGUACGGUUGAUACGUCUGAUCGAGUGGAGUCGCUGCGGCAGGCGUUGAAAUGUUUCGAGGAAUCUUCCAAGGCCUUUGGUGGGCGUAAUAUCAUGGCUAUCCUGGGUCGCGCUCGUGCGCUGUAUAUGCUGGGGCGAUAUGCGGAUGCUAUGGCUGAUUACCAGAAGGUCCUGAUGCAGGUGCCGAACCUGACGGAUCCCGAUCCCCGAAUUGGUCUGGGUUGCUGCUUGUGGCAGUUGGGUUUCAAGGAUCAGGCUAAGGUUGCUUGGGAGCGUUCGCUGUCUCUGAACCCUGAUUCCAAGGUUGCCAAUGUCCUCCUCGCCGUUUACUACCUCCACGACAGCUCCCGUCGCUCGACUACGGAUCCCAAGUUCGGUUCUUUGUACAAGAUGGCCAUGACACAGUACACUCAAAAGGCGUUUAAGCUUGACAAGGAAUACCCCAUGACCUGCGCGCUGUUCGGUGGAUACUUCCUCCUCCGCAAGGCAUACCCGACGGUCGAAACUCUGGCUCGCAAAGCCAUUGAGCAGACAGAUGUGAUGCCCAUUGCCAGUGACGGCUGGUACCUUCUCGGACGGAAAUCGCAUUACGAGGGCGAUGCGGCCCGCGCAACAGAGUUCUACAACCGCUCCGACCAGGCUCGUGGCGGCGGUGACAAGGGCUAUCUGCCGGCCAAAUUCGGUGCCGUGCAGAUGCAAGUCACCAACAAGGACUUUGACGGUGCUAAGUUCCGGCUGGAGAAGAUUGUGCAGAGUUCCAAGAACGCCGAGGCCAUGAUGUUGCUGGGUGCUCUGCAUGCGGAGGAAGUGUUCGCCGCGCAACGCGCGGGUAGCAAGGAAGACAAGUCAACCGAGACUAAGCGGGCCAUCACGCUCCUCGAGUCUGUCCGCUCGAUGUGGAAGGAUGAGAAACAAAUGCUCGCACCGGAUGAAUCAGUGCUGGUCUAUUUGGCCCGGCUUUAUGAGAGCUCGGCGCCGGAAAAGAGCAUGCAAUGCUUGACGCAGCUGGAGGAGCUGCAGAUUGCUAGUAUUCCCGAGAGUGAGCGGCCAGAUAUCGAGGACGAGGAUCAGUUGAAGUCUGCUUUGCGGGAGAGCCUGCCCCCGCAACUUCUCAACAACAUGGGCUGUUUCUUGUAUCAGAGUGAGAAGAUUGCCUUGGCUCGGGGCAUGUUCCAGUCUGCUUUGAACGCCUGCGUGCAGUCUUCAGAACGGGAAGACGGUACCGAUAAUGAUGCGCUUGUCACCACGAUCAGCUAUAACCUGGGUCGUACGUACGAGGCUGCUGAUAUGUGGGAUGAGGCCAAGAAGGUCUACGAGGGUCUGCUGGAGCGCCACAGCGAUUACACUGAAGCCAGCGCACGCUUGACCUACAUUGCUCUGCGUCAGAGCCCUGCGGACGAGGGCCCCAAGAAGAUCGCCAAGCUGUACGAGAACGACUCCUCAAACCUAGAGGUCCGCUCUCUCUUCGGCUGGUACCUGAGCAAGUCGAAGAAGCGCGUCUCCAACAUCAACGAGGACCCUGAACAGCGGCACUACAAGCAUACCUUGCAAUAUCAUGACAAGCAUGACCGGUACGCGCUGACAGGUAUGGGUAACGUCCACCUCCUCGUGGCUCGUGAUAUGCGCCGCGACACCGACCAGGAGAAGGAAAAGCGUCGCAAGAUGUACCAGCGCGCAGUAGAAUUCUUCGACAAGGCUCUACAGCUGGAUCCCAGGAACGCCUACGCUGCCCAGGGUGUCGCCAUUGCCCUCAUCGACGACAAGAAAGACCACAGCAGCGCAGUGCAGAUUCUCGCCCGUGUCCGCGACACAAUCAAGGACCCCAGCGUGUAUCUGAACUUGGGCCACGUCUACGGCGAGCUACGCCAAUACUCGCGCUCAAUCGAGCACUACGAAGCGGCACUAGCCAAGGAUCGCGCCCGCGACGUCCAAAUCCUCGCCUGCCUGGGCCGAGUCUGGCAACUAAAAGCCAAGCAAGAAGGCAGCCUGCAAGCCAUGAAAACAGCCCUGGAAUACGCCCAGCGCGCGCACGCCGUCUCCCCAGACGCCCUCCACCUCCAGUUCAACGUCUCCUUCGUCCAGAACCAAAUCGCCUCGCUAGCAUAUAGUCUCGCCCCAACCCAAAAGACCCUCCAAGACGUCGAAGAAGCCGCCGAAGGCCUCAAAGAAGCCAUCGACACCUUCGACCGCCUCUCCAAAGAAAAGAACCCGCCCUACCCAGCCAGCGCCCUCGAGCAACGCGCCAACAUGGGCCGCACAAUCGCCAAACAGCUAGACCGCGCCCUGCAAAGCCAGAAAGAAUACGAAGAGAAGAACGCGGCUAAACUGCGCGAAGCACGCGAAGCCCGCGCUGCGGCCAUCGCCGCCCGCGAGGACCAAGUCCGCAAGGCGCAGGAAGUCGAAGCCGAGCGUAAGCGCAAGAUCGCCGCCGAGCGCGCGCAAAUGGUCGAAGAGGCGCAGCGUCAGGCUGCGGAGCGCACGGAGCGCGAACAAGCCCGUGAAGACGCAGAGUUGAUGACGGAGGGUAGUGAUGGGGAGCGCGUUAAGCGGACAAAGAAGAAGCCUAGCAAGCGCAAGAAGAAGGAUGACUUUGUUGCGGCGGAUGAUGAGGAUCCUGGUGUUGGUAGUGAGGCGGGCGGGAGUGAGAGCGAGGCCGCGCCGAAGAAGAAGCGUCGUCUGGAGAGGCGGAGUGGUGGGAAGGCGCAGAGCAAGUAUAAGAGUUCGGAGGUUGUGGUUGAUUCGGAUGAGGAGGAUGAAGAGGAGGGUGUUGUGCCUGGAUCUGCAUCGCCGGAGAAGGGGGGUGAUGACGAUGAUCUUUUCGGCGGCGAUGAGGAGGAUGCACAGGAGGAGGCUGCUGCGCCGCGGAGACGUGGUAAGGCCUCGCGUCGGAUUGAAGAUGACGAUGACGAAGAAGAGGAGGAGGAGGAAGAGGUCGUUGAAAAGACUGCUCCUGCUCCCGCUGCUGCAGCGGAAGGCGACGAGGACGAUCUCUUUGGCGAUGAUGAUAUGGAGGAGGAUUGA
This is a messenger RNA of Penicillium daleae, 3579 nucleotides long. RefSeq names its product putative RNA polymerase II transcription elongation factor (Ctr9). The record is from RefSeq and is a predicted model, not a curated record. The transcript is spliced from 2 exons. Gene Ontology annotation, biological process: regulation of DNA-templated transcription. Gene Ontology annotation, cellular component: Cdc73/Paf1 complex. Lineage: Eukaryota; Fungi; Ascomycota; Eurotiomycetes; Eurotiales; Aspergillaceae. The coding region runs from base 1 to 3579 and encodes 1192 amino acids. Gene Ontology annotation, molecular function: RNA polymerase II complex binding.